UAGGCAACAUUGUACUGAACUAUAGUCCUACAUCAGUACUUUGCAACUGAGCAAUACUCCUAGGCAUUAGUGAAUAUUCCUCACCACAAGAAGCUAGCUAGUUAUAGCCAUGGCUUUCAAAUCCCAUUCCCUCCUCUUUGUUUCCCUGAUGGUUGUUGCCAUGGCUGCAGCCCCCAUGGCCGAAGCCCAACUCGGACUUAUCAGCGGUUUAUUGGGCUUGAUCAAAAUUGACGGCCUCGUUCGUUGCUCUGUCAAUGCCAGUACUACUACAGCCCCAGCUUUCCCAAAUGCGCUGGUUCAAUUGCAGUGUGGAUCGGGAAAUGUAGUUUCCAGCGCAACAACAAACGGCUCCGGGCUAUUUUCCAUAGUCCUGGACCCUCUACAAUUCGUUCUUUCCACUCUUCUCACGGGCUGUAACUUGGUAGUCAAGACCCCGCUCUCAAACUGCAACGCCUCCCUUCCAGGAGUCGGGGGCCUCAUCUCCAGCCUGCAACUCAUCGGAAACACCCUUCUCGGCCUCCUCAACAUCACCAACAUUGUUCCGAGCGGAUUUAAUUUUCUUCAAAACCUCUAAUCUUGAUACACAAUAUGGAGUACUUGUUGGGAUAGCAUACCAUUAAUACUGCUACUAGAAUAAAGCCCAUCUGGUGAAAUAAUUCAAUAUUUCGGAAGCAAACCUUGUUCCUCUUACAUGAAAAUGGUGGGUCCUGACUCCUGCCAUAAUUUUGGAGGCGAGAGCAUUGCUCUUGAAGUGCUGAAUAAUUUACCCAAUUGGUUAUAGUUAUACUACUCAUGUUUUAGUCUAAACUCUCUGUAUUCUGGCACAUAAAUGAAGGGAUCGAAGAGAUUGUGGCCGAUCAUGCUCAUCAAGAAUUGACCCGAAAUUGGAUCUUCAUCUCUUGGGACAGUUUGUGAUGUUCGCAUCGAUCUAUUCCACGUCUCUCCAUGUACUUCAUUCUGAUGCCUACUUAUUUGCUUACCUGAUUGGCAAUUAAUGAAUCGUAAAUGGCCUUUACAGGAGGCUACAUGUACUGCCAUGUAAUAAAAUGCAAUUAAUUGAA
Molecule: messenger RNA, 1061 nt
Organism: Rhododendron vialii
Lineage: Eukaryota; Viridiplantae; Streptophyta; Magnoliopsida; Ericales; Ericaceae
Product: phylloplanin-like
Exons: 2
Coding region: 110-574 (154 amino acids)
Source: RefSeq, a predicted model, not a curated record